Molecule: messenger RNA, 2345 nt
Organism: Branchiostoma floridae (Florida lancelet)
Lineage: Eukaryota; Metazoa; Chordata; Leptocardii; Amphioxiformes; Branchiostomatidae
Product: short transient receptor potential channel 4-like
Exons: 9
Coding region: 27-1829 (600 amino acids)
Biological process (GO): calcium ion transmembrane transport; manganese ion transport; regulation of cytosolic calcium ion concentration
Cellular component (GO): cation channel complex; membrane
Molecular function (GO): protein binding; store-operated calcium channel activity; inositol 1,4,5 trisphosphate binding
Source: RefSeq, a predicted model, not a curated record
AGGAGGACUUUGCCUUCCACCCCGACAUGACUCCAGUCAAGAUGGCCGCCACACGGAACAACUAUCACAUCCUCAAACUCUUGUUAGACCAUGGCUUCCCCGUCCCUUCACCUGACGAUCACCAAUGGACGUCAGUACAAACCUCCCGUGCCUGGCUCACGGCUUACCGUGCCGUCUGUAGCCCCUCCCUGAUCCUGCUAACUAGUCCCGACCCGUUCCGGACGUGUUUCCGGACGGCCAGAGCCUUGCGGAACGCCUGCUGGAAGCGGGAACACUACCGGGCCGAGCUGGAGGAGCUGGCGGACCAGUGUGAGACGUUUGCCUGCGAGUUGCUGGCCGAAGUGCGAGACUCGGAUGAGCUGGAGACCGUUCUCGAGUUUAACCCUGGGGAGACUACGGACAAACAAGUUUUGCGGGGAACUUUGGAGGCGGCAGUUGAAAUGGAGCAGAAAAAGUUUGUGUCGCACGCCCUGAGCUUCGAGUAUGCAGAUUUACUUGCCGCAGGAGACAUCUACGAACUUCUCGACAGCAAGACGCUUCAGCAGUGGGCAAUAUGGCAGUUGGUGCUGUUCGCAGUAGCUAUCGGCAUAUUCCACCCAUUUCUGACUAUUCUGCACAUUUUGGCACCAACGACAAAGCCCGGGAGGCUUCUGGAGAUUCCAGCAAUCCGCGGAAUGUGCUGGUUCGUCUCCCUACUGAGCCUACUCAUCGUGCUGAUUGUAGAGGCGCAGACGUUUCGAGUGAGCAGUGAGGAGAUAGACAGGAUGGUACAGAACAUCCCGACGUCUGCUGUACAACUGUCCUGGACACAAGCAUUCAUCUUCCUCUGGAUGUGCGGAUUCUUCGUUGAGCAAAUCAACAAAGUUUGGCAUCAAGGAAUAUCCCCGUAUUUCCAAAGCUUCUGGAAUCUGCUUGACUUCUUUGCCGUUGCACUCUACAUUACACAUGUCGCCUUACGACUUGUGGCUAUUGCGAAGUGGGAUCUCCAUGACGGCCAUGACAUCUCACUGGACUGGGCGGCCAGAGCUAGAUGGAACGGGUUCGAGCCGCUUCUCGUGUCCGAUGCCGUGUUCGCCAUCUUUACUCUAGAUGUAUUCCUGCGCGCGAUGUGCUUUCUGCGCAUGUCACGGAAUCUGGGGUCUCUCCAGAUCUCCUUCGGUCGGAUGUUCAUGGACAUCAUCAAGUUCGUCAUUUUCCUCGGGCUCGUGGACCUCGCGUUUGCCUGCGGUUUCAACCAACUCUACUGGUUCUACGGGUCUGUUCACAACUACCUCUGCGAGAAGUACCAGCAGAGCAACUUGCAGAACAUCGGGUGUUCUAAAGCCCAUGGUUAUGCCACCCUCUCCAGGACGAUGCUUACUCUGUUCUGGGCGGAGUUCGGCAUCAGUGAUCUCUCCAUGCUGGAGCUGAAACCCGGGUCCAGUCCGGUGGAGGCGCUUCAGCUCAUGGAAGAGCCAAUCUUCACCGAAGUAGUGGGGACCAUCAUGUUUGCGCUUUUCCAAGUAGUGGCAGUACUCGUACUUCUCAACCUGCUGAUAGCCAUCAUGACUACGUCCUAUCAGAUGACUGAGGACAACAAAGACCAGGAGUGGGCGUACAUGUCUGUCAGGGAUGCGUUUGACGUCAUCAGAGGGAACCUGUCGCUGCCACCACCCUUCAAUCUCCUCAUGAGGCUAAAAUCUGGACUGGUUCACCUCUUCUGUUCGUCACCGUGUAGUAGGACGGAGAUUGGACCGCCAAGGCUCAGUGGACACCACAAAUACCAAACAGUCAUCGACAAGCUGGCCAAGCGGUACCGUCUACGAAAAGAGAGAGAAAAGGCCGACUAGGCCUAUCAAAAGAGAUCGGACCCAAGGGUUCUACCUGUUCAACUUUACGAUCUUUUACUAGGACACAGAAGAAAUAUAGACAAUCCCUGAUGUUAGGUUUGAAUAAGGCCGGACUGAUAACCUAUUGGAAGUAACGACUACUUAAAUAUUUGAUACCAGAAAAGGACAAGAAAUAGUCAUGCCUUCAGGUACCGGCAAACUUAUCGACCAUGAAUGGAAAUGUUCAAAAAUGUGUUUUCCCUAGAUCUAUCGUAGAAACUUAUUGUUACCAAAGAUGAGCAUCCUCAACAAUUAAUCAUUAAACAACGUCCAGUUAGUUGUGAACAGGUUAGUAUUUGCUGUAAGUAUACUUUUUUGAUUGUUGUAAGGUUUGUGUAUUUGUAUUUUUUAUAGACCUAUUAGAGACAUUUUUACGUGGUUAAGUAUGAAUAAUAAAUUCUCAUUAUUAUGAUUAUCAUAAGGGACAAAAGUGCACUUCAAAGACUAGCUAUAUUCUUCGUAGUCUGUUGUCUACUU